This is a messenger RNA of Aspergillus wentii DTO 134E9, 503 nucleotides long. Its product is annotated as rhodopsin family protein. NCBI's taxonomy places the organism in Eukaryota, Fungi, Ascomycota, Eurotiomycetes, Eurotiales, Aspergillaceae. The coding region runs from base 116 to 484 and encodes 122 amino acids. The transcript is spliced from 7 exons. The record is from RefSeq and is a predicted model, not a curated record.
GACCUUCUUUCUUCACUCAUUACACUAUCCAGCAUCAUUCAGAAGCGUGGCCUCUCAAACAUUUAAUAUAUUCAGCAUUUUGCCUCUCGUUCAGAUUGCGCCGAACUAGUCCACCAUGGCUAUUUGCAUCACGUUCGGAACUCAUGAGUUCUCGUCCAUGCUGGAGGGAUAUGAGCAUGUUAGGGCUUAUUGCUAUAAUUGUGGGAAUUGGAAUGGGCAUUGCGUGACUCGAUGGCCUUUCUUUACCGUUUGCUUUGUGCCUGUGAUCCCACUCGCAAUGCAUAAAUACAAAGAAGUAACAUGCUAUACAUGUCGCUUUACCCAGGACUUACGCGAUCGCCCUGAAAUCACCCCAGAAACGAGGCCGCCUCCGGGUGUAGUACCUGGUCGUCCACAGCCGCCUCCGCAGGUGUAUGCGCAUGGAGCGCUGCCUCAAGGACAGGAACAGGGACAGGCCCCGCCUCCGAAUUAUGGGUAUAAGUGAGGAGUGGGGAGCUAGUGGG